GUACUCUGUUAUGUCGUCCCCUCCCUAGUAAAGCUGCAGAAAGAAGGCUUAGAUGGUCAAGAGAAGAUUAAGAGUUAUAUGUGUGUCUCGUUUUUAUCUCAAGAUGAGCUGAAGCUAUGUUUGUUGAUCUAGGACAUUUCUCUGUACGAGCCAUACAGAUUGCCUUCUCUUUUGUGGUGUUCCCAUGCCUCCUUUUUGCUUACAUGGGUCCAGCUGCUUAUCUUAUGAAAUACCCUGAUUCUUCUCAUAGAAUAUUCUAUGAUUCUGUACCAGGGGAAGCCUCCUGACUGGCAAGAUUUUGUGGUUAUUAUUACUCUGCUGGUCAUCAACUCCACCAUUAGUUUCAUCAAGGAAAAUAAUGCGGGUAAUGCUGCAACAGCUCUCAUAGCUCAUCUUGCUCCUAAAGCCAAGAAAUGGUCCGAGAUUAUUGGGCAAGCACGCCAAAGUGUCGAAGUUCUUAAAGAUCAGGAAGUGAUUCGAACCGUUCUUAAUAUAUUACAGACAAACACAAGGGUUGCCAGCUCUCUUGGAACAUUUCUCUUAACCCAGAUUUCAUUGAUCUUUUUCAACAUGCUUAAUGUCUACAGGUAUAACCAACAUUUUCAGAUGUUAGUCGAGUUUCAGUUGUCCAGUUAUAUAUCUUCAUUUCAAAUAUUGUAGUGAUAUGCAUGGAUAUAUUUAUUUUCAACAGGAUGUAUAGUGAGCUUAAUUGUAUCUAGUACUAUUGCUGAAGGGGGGCCUUUCGCUUCUAAAACAUCCUAUGUAAAAUAUUGUAGUCACUGUGGUUGCUUGCAUCCCAAUCUGGUUUAUCACCGUACCACUUGUGCAUUUAUAAUAUAAAGUAAUACCUCUGGGUAUGGUUUCCCUGUAAUCUUUUUUGUUUUCUGAUUAAGAGUUUGGUUGUCUGCAGUCAAUUUCACUGAGUGUCCAUGUAACCAGUGAUGAGAAGGUAUGG
Rosa chinensis is the source of this 955-nucleotide messenger RNA. RefSeq names its product ATPase 5, plasma membrane-type-like. Gene Ontology annotation, molecular function: P-type proton-exporting transporter activity. Gene Ontology annotation, cellular component: plasma membrane. NCBI's taxonomy places the organism in Eukaryota, Viridiplantae, Streptophyta, Magnoliopsida, Rosales, Rosaceae. The record is from RefSeq and is a predicted model, not a curated record. Gene Ontology annotation, biological process: regulation of intracellular pH; proton transmembrane transport. The coding region runs from base 259 to 660 and encodes 133 amino acids. The transcript has 6 exons.